UUGGAUAUGCUGAAACGUCUUCUACCAUUGCUGGCCCUCUGCGCCUUGGCUCAGAGCCAGUGCCCCUUCACCAGGCCCAUCGUCGAGGGAACGAAUCGCAUUGUCAUGGUUCGUCUUCGCAAUCGCCAGCUGAUGCUGAAGCGGACGGCCAGCUCCGCUGUGGGAGAAUCGCUCCAGCUGUGGUGCAGCCCGAGGGAUGUUCGGCCGGUGACUUGCCAGCGGGGCCAGAGGCCAUCAUUUGUGCCCCCAUUACCAAUGACAUGCCAGAGGCCGCCAGUGACAGUGACAAUCCCGGUGACAGAUCGCCGCUGCAGAGCCUCCAUGUUCCGUGUGGGCUAUAACAUUGGCAGGGGUCAGUUCCUGGAGCUCUACCGAAGCUGCUUCGACAGGAGGGCCGUGCGAACCCUCUGGGUGGAGCAUCAGGUUUAUGCCAAGCCUUUCUAUGCCACACGCCCUUGUGUGCGAUUCAGCUCCGAUGGGGUCAUCUCGGGGGCGGACGAGGCCAGCUACACGGUGCGCAACAUUCAUGCCACCUUCCGGCGCCUCUUCGGCAACAACCAGAACUUCAUACCCAACAAUCGGGACGUGAUCAUCAACCGCGGCCACCUAGCCGCCUCCGCGGACUUCCUCUUCGGCGAUCAGAUGUGCGCCACCUUCAAGUACGUGAACGUGGUGCCACAGUUCCUGACCAUCAACGAUCGCAACUGGGAGGCCAUCGAGCGCUGGGUGCGCAGCUCGGUGCGGGGCAAUCAGUUCGUGAAUGUGCGGACAGGUGCCAACGGCAUCCUCACGCUGCCCGCUGCCAGCGGUCAGAGGCAGGUCUUCCUGAGCGGCAACCGCAAUCCGGUGCCUCUCUGGAUGUACAAGAUCGUCCGCGACUCCAAUAAUCGGCCCAUAGUGGCUUUCCUCACCUACAACAACAUCUACGCCCGACAGCGACCCGCAGCACCCGCCUUCUGUCAGGUCGUCAAUUGUCCCCUGCAAUUGGGAGGCACUGCCGCAGAUGGCUUCACCUUCUGUUGCAACCCAGCCACUUUUAAUCCCUAACUGAUGGACAAUCCCAAAUACUUACUUAAAGAACCAACCAUAUGAAAAAUAUAGCGAUAG
Drosophila persimilis is the source of this 1107-nucleotide messenger RNA. RefSeq lists its product as uncharacterized. Lineage: Eukaryota; Metazoa; Arthropoda; Insecta; Diptera; Drosophilidae. Gene Ontology annotation, molecular function: RNA endonuclease activity; metal ion binding; single-stranded DNA endonuclease activity. Gene Ontology annotation, biological process: apoptotic DNA fragmentation. Gene Ontology annotation, cellular component: nucleus; mitochondrial inner membrane. The coding region runs from base 7 to 1047 and encodes 346 amino acids. The record is from RefSeq and is a predicted model, not a curated record. The transcript is spliced from 3 exons.